UUAUACUCCGUACUAUUAUUCCAGAGUUGUGGACAACCAACCGAGUGAGCCAGUUCCCAGUCAUCAUUCUUCCUCCCAUUCUCCGCUUGGCUUCCUCCCCUCCCUCCUCCCCCCCCUUCUUACUCAUCGCCUCUUCCACUCCUCUCCACUCCUCGCCCUUCCCUCUCUCUCCCUCUCUCUCUCUCUCUCUCUCUCUCUCUCUCUGUGUGUUAAUCCCUCCGGUCCAACGUCCUCUCCUCUCCUCUCCUCCCUCCUCUCCUCGCCCCCCGUCUCCUCUCGCCUCGCCUCUUCGUAUCCGGAGUUCCCAACACCAAAUCUCACACUACCACCUUAUACCCUUCCUGGCCACCAGGCUCGGAGAAGCAGUCUGAGAGUUCGAGCGCGUUCUCUUUCUCUUGACUCUUCUUCUUGGGAACCCAGCAGAAUCCUCUACUUAGCCGGGUAGGCAUCAUACCAUACAACCAAGCUGGAUCCUGGUACUCCCGAAGAGAGACAGCCGCCUGGAUAAGCGCAAGCCUUAGCUGGUGUUGCCUGCUUAAGCCAAACCACCAGCCUCAUUUUUUUAUUUUCUUUUCUUUCCCUUCUUCUCGCGUGUGUUAUUGUGUUGGCAACAGAGUGACGAUGUACCCUGCUCUGUCAUAUUCUUUCGAUCCGAUCGCCAGCUCAGCAGAUUCCAAAGUCGCGUAUCUACCCGCUACCACUACUACCACUACUACAACUACUACAACUAAGAUGGCUAUGACUGGUCGCAUCUGAGUCGAUCGGGCCCCUCCGCCCCUGCUGAAGAGUCACGUUGCCCUUGUAUUAAGAGCCGAGUGCACGCCACCCGCCUCGACGUACAGAUCAGCCUGCGCUCUCCACUGCUUGGUACCUGCAUCUCAUCGCCGUCUUCGCAUCCAGUUAUAUACACCGUCUUGCUGUCCUCAUAUAACCUCGCCCCCUACCUGACCUCACCGCGCUCCACCUCCCUUGCACACCUCCAUACACCUACUUCUAUACAUACCUGCAUACCUACAUCCUCCUUUGGAAUCAUCUACUGCUGGUGAUCGGAAUCGCUCCCCAAUACCGAUAAUACAACAUCCUCUCUCCUCUGUCCUGCGACACCCUUUACAUCAUACAUCAACCAACAUUCCUUUACUUCAUCCUUCGCCCCUGAUACCGGCUCACUAAAUCUUCCAACGACUCCUUACCUUUCGGCCCCCCUUCCACCAACCUUCGGAAACAACUUUGCUUUCACCCUGCGUUCUACUAUAGCGUAGAGAGGGCUCCCCGUCUCCUCUCGAAAAAUACCAAAGACGGGAUUAUCCUACCGCAUAUCUUACACGGCUUUUUACUACCCGGUUUAUUUCCCCCCCAAAAAAACUCCCCCGGCUUUUUACCAAAAUCGUCCGUUACGUUGUCGACACAUUUUCGAACGAUAUAUUUAAAAUAAGGUUUCUACCUCUGCUGCUGCUUGUUCGGGAAAAAAAAAAAAAAAAGGAAAAAUCAUAGUACCAGUCUACUAUUUUCCUUCUUCUUUAUAAGCGCAUGCAUUUUUUGCGACCGCUUUAAAUAUACUCUUUCGAAAAUAUGCCUGGAAUGGACGUCUUGGGUUUCAAUCUUGCGAACCCAAGUCUGCAAAAGAAUGUCCCGCGACCUCCACCACACCCGUACGCUUCGUCGAUCGCUUCGUCUGCAUCUUCUUCCUCGUCUUCAGUCUUCUCCCUCGACUCUGCCCAAUACUCCCUCUCCUCGUCGGCUAGUUCUGUCGACGUGAUUUGGGAAAAUGAGGUCCUGGGAAGCGGUGACUCAUCAUCAUCACAACAACAGCAACAGGCAGGAGGAGGAGGUAGAACGUUGAGCUCAUCAAGUGAAUCGAGUUUCCACUGUUUCCGUUCUGGAAGAGGUUGUGGCCCUAAAGUCGCUGACGCUGCAGUUGCACCUGAAUUGCGGCAGAAUCCCCGACGUACCUACAGUAACACUUCAUCAUCAUCGUCUGCCUGUUCGAGGCCCCCACCGACGCUGGUCCGCCAGUGUGAUCGGAAAGUCAAUUUUGUCGACAAUCUCGUCGACUCUGCCUCUCAAAUUGUCGAAACCAUCUGGCCGUUGUCAGUAGUAGCGCUCCGCAAUGAUUCUCCCUUGGGUUCAAGGGGGGUCUUGCCCCUGCGCACUUUCAUCCAGGAAACGCUUCGACGGUCAAGGACCAGCUAUUCGACUUUGCAAGUUGCGCUGUACUAUCUUAUCAUGAUUAAACCUCAUGUGCCUAAACAUGAUUUUACCAUGGAGCAGCCGAGAAAUCACCCCUGCACGCGUGCUAUGCAAUGCGGCAGGCGGAUGUUCCUCUCUGCACUUAUUUUGGCUUCCAAGUAUCUUCAGGAUCGAAACUACUCCGCUCGAGCGUGGAGCAAGAUUUCAGGCUUGAAUACACUAGAGAUAAACCAAAAUGAGCUGGCGUUCCUCGAGGCGGUGGGCUGGAAACUCCACAUCUCGGAGGCCGUCUUCCAGCGUUGGACGGACAUUGUUCUGAAGUACACUCCUAGCGCGGGUGGUUCUCCAAACGGCGAAGGCCUCACUUGGCGGGCCGUUAUCCCCGUCCUCACUCCAGAACUUGACACAGUCGAUCUGGAAGCCGACCGGUAUCGCGGUGUUGUUGAUCAUGUCAUGACUGGCACUAGCAUCACCCCGUCGCCUAGUCCUACGCCAAUCCCGGACAGAUUGUCCAGUGUAUCACCACCACAACCACAACCGACUAAUGACCAGACACCCACGGGACUGAGAAUUGUCUACCCAACUCUUGAGCCAAACCCGUAUGCCCAGCUCCCUUCUCUCCCGAAAUUUGCCUCUCUCCCCACUCCACAGAUGACCCCGCAGACAGGCUCUGUCAACACUCCUGCAGCGAGCGUUGGUGGAUUCCUCUCUCGGAAACCCUCCAUCUGUGCCGCCAUAUCCCAAGCGCGCAGCAUCUGCGCCCAGCGGACAACCUUUGAGGCCCGCCCCAUAUGUACUUAUAGUAAGACCGCCCCUGCCGAGACCUAUCCCAGCAUAGGCCGCCGUUCCUCUCUAGCCCGAUCUGCCUCGUCAACUUCAUCUCCGGAGUCCAUGAUCUCCGACGUGCCCUCCCUGAUAUCAUCAUUAUCGUCCCGCUCAUCCCGCUCAUCACGAUCGUCUUCCAUUUCGUCCGUCGCAUCAGGGACCUGUGCGCCUGCGCAGCCAAGGUUGGCUACGCGGGCGACUCGUCGAUGCGCGAACCUGCAAACUUAUUCCCUUGCUGCUCCCGCAGCGAACGAAAGCCGGAAGAAGAACCCGUCAUUCACGGCGGCAACGAGCGUGCCGACGAUCGACGAAGGGAGCUGGUCAGAGUUCUACGCGUCGCCAGAGUCGUUCUCCACACCCAUUUCUACGGAGUCAAGCAACAUGGGAGACCACCAGCACGUCCCCAGCUUCGCCCUGGACGCGUCUUCCAUCGAUCUAGCCCACGAAGCUGCUCAGGGCCUCUGUGAGCUUUCCGGCGCCCUCCCCCGCUCUUCCUACUUUGCCCCUUCACACCCAAUCCCCUCUCGCACCACCACAGUUUCGACCGCCGACUUCUCUACACCACUGUCUGACAUUUCCGCCCGCACCUCACGCAAACGCACCCGCACCACCUCCAACGACUUCGCCCUGCACACAAACCGCGCAUGCUGUGCGAAGGAGGCGGCGAGGUUUUUGUGGGGUGUUGGGAGUGGUCCUGGGGUUGGGGUUGGAGUUGUGGGGGGUGAGGGUGGGGAGAUUGUGGAUUGAGUGGUUUUUUUUAUGGGGUAGGGGGAGAAGAGGAAGGAAGAUA
This is a messenger RNA of Blastomyces dermatitidis ER-3, 3802 nucleotides long. RefSeq names its product G1/S-specific cyclin Pcl5. Lineage: Eukaryota; Fungi; Ascomycota; Eurotiomycetes; Onygenales; Ajellomycetaceae. The transcript is spliced from 4 exons. The record is from RefSeq and is a predicted model, not a curated record. Gene Ontology annotation, biological process: regulation of cyclin-dependent protein serine/threonine kinase activity. The coding region runs from base 1570 to 3759 and encodes 729 amino acids. Gene Ontology annotation, cellular component: cyclin-dependent protein kinase holoenzyme complex; nucleus. Gene Ontology annotation, molecular function: cyclin-dependent protein serine/threonine kinase regulator activity; protein kinase binding.